AUGGCAUGCAGCGAUUUUGAGAGUAUUUGCCAAAGAGAAAUAGAAUUUUUAAGGAGUACUUUAGCAGAUUUUCGAAUAGAGGGCUCUUACUGUUACGGACAUACUGGCGAUAAUUAUGAAAAUAUCAUUGAACAAUUCUUGGCACUGAGCUCGACAUGUUUCGUGAAGAAAGAUUCACAUUUCCGACCAAAGGGACACAAGCGAUUUUCCGAAUCAGGUAAUCUAUAUCAUAUUGUUAUUGAUCUCCGUUACCCAGGCCCUUUCAGAGGGGGCGGGGGGGCAAAGGGGGACCCCAAAUUUGCAAAUAAAAACAAAAAUAAUUUCGAACGUUUUUUGGUAAAAAUAAUGGUAUAAGAAAAAAUUUUCUAAACCAAAAAUUUACAUAUAUUGAUCUAAAAAAAGGGUUUAACCCAUGUUGUAACAGAAAUUUGUCCGGAAAAUGUUUUUGAAUUUUAGUUAAACUGAUGUACGUUCAAGCAGAAAAUUUUUUGACCCUUUUUUUAAUGUCCGGAACCCCCAACAACAACACAUUCUUGGGAAAAAUAGGGCCCCCGAAAAAAACUUUGCCCCGGAAUUUCUCUGAUAGGCCCUGCCGUUACCACAAGGAGUCUUGGAGAUUCCAUUAUCCUUACAGUCAUGCAAAACAAUGUAUAUUUGAGGAUCUACAGCAAAAUAAUGCAUUCGUGACGGAACACAACGUAGUACCUGAGAAUGUCCUGACUGAAAUUUUCCAGGAUGAAGAUAUUCUUUACAACUUAAAACAUAUGUCAAAUGUGUACUGGUAAAUGUGUACGCCACAAAGCUUUUCGCGCAGUUUAUAUUUUGCGCACCGCUAAAAUUUCGCGCACUCGGCGCUGUUCGAAUUCUAGUACUGCGCAAAUUUUAAUGCAAGUAAGGCAGUAAUUUUUCAGCUUUGCAAAGAGUGAAAAAAAACCCACAACAUAUAUAAAAGCAUACACGCAUUGAAAGGUUUUUAUAUUAUUUUAUUUAUCCCUUAUGAACUGUUCUUUUCCCAGCCUUUCCAAUGUUUGAACACAAGAGUGGAAAAGUACCCAUUGCAAUGUUUGGUAAACCGUUUAUAAUAAUUGGAACAGAAAUGAGGCACUGUUUACAUGGUUCAGAAAAGGUACAGUAUAGACCUUAAUGAUUUGAUGCGGUCAAGUCCGUGAUGUAAACAAACGCUUUGUUUGCAUUUUGAAUUGCUACAUUUUUAAAAUAUGAUAUACUAACUGAAUUUCUAACACUUUUCUGGUUUGCUAUGCUUGCAAAUGAAUAUAAACUAGAGUUUUAAUUCAAAAAAGUUCGAAAGAUUCGAAAUAUCAUUAACAUUUCAAUGCGCCGCGAGUAUGCGCAGAACGGACUUGACCGCAUCUUUAAUAAAUGGAAAAAUUAUUACUAUGGUACAAAGUUUGCUAUCUCUACCAGUAGCACAUGCAAUUCGGAUGUUGUUAAAGUUACAGCUAAAGUAUACAUUUUUGUCGAUCUAAAUAGGAUGCGAGAGGAGGUUGGAUACAAAAACCCAUCGAUGACCACAACUAUGGGAGAAACCGAAGAGUCAAACUGCAAGGAACGCGUAAACUGAACUGCCCAGCUGCGAUUCAAAUAAGGCAUGUUGAGAUAUUUGACGAAUUCGAACUGCCAGGCAAUUUGUCCACACCCAAUAGCAUCCGAACGGCUAAAGAAAAGAAAAUGACAGAUCUGAAGCAAAAGUUGGGAUCAGGUGAGAAACUGAAAACGUCCACGCGACAUUACCUAAAAAUUCCGUUGUGCAAGGAGCAUGCUGGGCAUCCCGUUGGUGAAAAUGCGUCUGUCAACCAAGCAAUCGACAAAAAGAUAAUCGAACGUAUUUACGAACUGGCAAAGAAAAACGUCACUGGCGUUAAAGAGGUAAAACGAUGUCUGGAUGAAUUCGUCGUUAAAGAGCUAUUCUCAGGGGCUCCGAAACACACAUGGCCGAAAAAAACGAAUCGAAGAUACUAUCCGUCCAGCAAGGAUCUGCGCAAUCAUAUUGCAAAAGCUGUUGCAGCCGAGAAGUACUGCAACGACGACCAAGAGUCCCUCCUGCGGAAAAUCACAGAUUGGAAACAAUCCCGGCCCGGCGCAAAAUUCUUCCUCCGAACCCAGGGAGGCGAACCCAACUUCUUUGGUGACGCCGCCGUUCCCACGAACAGAAGCGAAAAUUUUCUCUUCGUGCACCAAGAAGAAUGGCAACGCAGACUUCUGCUGAGGUAUGGAAGCGUGCUUGCCCUACUUGACGCAACGUACAAGACAACCAAAUACGCCAUGCCGCUAUUCUUCUUAUGCGUAAACACCAACGUUGGGUAUAAAGUGGUUGCGGAGUUUAUGUGUCAGCACGAGGAUGAAAUCUCUAUUGCAGAAGCCUUGGGAAUAUUGCGAGGGCGGAACCUAGAGUGGAACCCAAAGUACUUUAUGGUCGACUUUUCAGCGGCCGAAAUAGGAGCGAUAGAAAAGUGCUUUCCUGGUGUUGUUGCCUAUAUCUGUGACUUUCACCGUCAACAGGCGAUCCAACGCUGGGCCAGGGCCGGCAAGAAUGGAUUAGAUCACGACGAGCAGCAGUUUUUCCAGUCAGCUAUGACGAGAAUUGGUAGUGCGCCAACCGAAAAGCAAUACGAAGGCGAGUUAUUGUCACUACGCCAAUCCACUCUGUACAAAACCAACGCAAAUGUGAGAAGUUACGUGGAAACAACGUGGAUCCCAUGUUAUUUUCGCUGGUGUCAAGCAUUUCGCAAGUCACAAGCGUUAAAUAUAGUCAACACCAACAAUGGAGUGGAAUCGAUGAAUAGGCUGUUCAAGUAUGACUAUCUUCCACGAUCCAUUGACAAAUCUUUGUAUGGCAUUGUCGUGAUGAUUGUUUGUUCUUUCCUACCCGACACCUACCAAAACUAUCUAAGCGCUAAUUUAAGAUUAAGUGGCUCGUACAGAAAGUACAAUUCCAUGGUUCCAGACUAUUUAAAAGACCGGCCACCUAAUUUUGUUAAACACUGUCUGAAGAAUAAGUUUGCCGCGCAAGAGAUCGAGGAAAAAGACAUAACCUGUUCAAACCAUGAACAAGGCAGGUUUCUGGUCAAAAGCUCGAGAGUAAAAAAUGUAAGCUACCAAGUGCAAUUCCACGUUCCUAGUUGUACAUGCGAAUCUUGGAGGCGAUCCACCUUCCCAUGUAAGCAUUUUUUCGCGAUCUUUAAUUUCUUCCCCAAGUGGCAGUUUACCAAUUUACCCGUGUCAUAUCGAGAGAGCGUAUUCAUCACACUCGAUAACGAUGACUUGCUAAUGAAUCGGCAGGCAAACAGCGUCCACACACAGUCGGUCAACUCUAGCACAGCCAUAGAAGAGCCACCUUCUCCUAAUGAAAGUCCACCAUUUGAUCAAGAAACAUCAUAUUCAACACCAACAAAAGUUCCCAUUCCAUCGGAACAACCCGAUAGUGUUGUAAAACUGAAGAAACGGUUUCAUGAACAGUUAUCCGGACUAAAGGAUGUGUCGUUUCUGGUCGAAGAUACAGAGGUUCUCCAAGAGGCAAUAACCACUCUCGAGAUCUUGCAAGGAAAACUUCGUGCUACUUGUCCACGAGCUGAAGGCCUUUUUCUUAGAGGUAGUCCUAAAAAGAAAAAAUUAAAGAUUACGUCAACGGAUUACCAUAAAGUGUUUCACAAGAGUCUUUCUCUCAGGAAAAAACGUACCAAGAAGGUUACACAAGAAAAUUGCGUCAUCAAAGCAGAUAAAAAGGUAAGAAAAAGAUGGAGUAAUAGGCAAGCAUGCGGUUUUACUACCUAUACGGUACAAAUAAUAUACGGUACAAAUAAUAUACGGAUAAACAAUAAACACUUUUAGCUUUUACGGUGGAAAUUUAUGGCAAAUAGUAUGAAUAUUUUGAUUAUUAUUUAUUCUAUCAUUUUCAUUCAGCUUAUUCUUUUGAAGGAGCCACCCGCUGUAGAAGAGCAUCGUUUCAUCGAUCUCACUCUGGAUGUCUCGGAUGAAGAAAGUAAGAAAACUGACACGAAGACGCCAAACAAUGAUAG
This is a messenger RNA of Paramuricea clavata, 4037 nucleotides long. NCBI's taxonomy places the organism in Eukaryota, Metazoa, Cnidaria, Anthozoa, Malacalcyonacea, Plexauridae. The record is from the annotation of a GenBank genome assembly.